Molecule: messenger RNA, 4956 nt
Organism: Priceomyces carsonii
Lineage: Eukaryota; Fungi; Ascomycota; Pichiomycetes; Serinales; Debaryomycetaceae
Product: aminophospholipid-translocating P4-type ATPase
Exons: 1
Coding region: 1-4956 (1651 amino acids)
Biological process (GO): post-Golgi vesicle-mediated transport; endocytic recycling; phospholipid translocation
Cellular component (GO): plasma membrane
Molecular function (GO): magnesium ion binding; ATPase-coupled intramembrane lipid carrier activity; ATP binding
Source: RefSeq, a predicted model, not a curated record
AUGGAUCCGGUGUCUAAUCAGUCACUUGCGCUUCCAGGCACUUCCAAAGGAAAACGAAAGAGAGGAUUAUCUCUAAGAUCUCAACUUUUGAAUAAGACCAUCUUAGGGCAGAAUCAAGAGCGUGAAGUGGAAUUCAAUUAUAGCGAUCCAGGUAGCCGAAUAACGGAAGACAGUUCUAAUACAGGCAGUAGCAAAGACACGGACGAGACACUUCGAGGGGGUGACAUAGAGCUUAAUAAUCUAUCCCAUCUACCGCUGGCUGAGCAACCAGAUACUGAAGCUUCUACUCCUAAAAUUCAUGUCGAUGAUAAGUUUACACAGGAUAACGAGCAGUAUCUGCCGUAUAGCGCAUAUGAUCAGAGUAUGAGCAAAUCGACUAGUCAUUUAAGUGUUCUUUCUUCACGAUCCGAGAGCCGUGCUACGUUUAUCACUAAGCGAAAGAAACAAAACAAGAUACUAAAGAAAUUAAUUAAAAUUAAGAAUAGAAUUUUAGGUAUCGAUUCAUUACCUGCUACAGAGAAUGGAAGAGCUAUUCCAUUAACCACCAAUCAAUCCGAGAUAAAUGAUUAUUAUCAGGAGGAGCUUUAUGAUGAGCAUGCGAAAUCAUUAAUUGAUGAGAGGACGGGUGAACCUUAUCGUGACAAUGUUAUAACUUCUGCUAAAUACAAUAUCUAUACAUUUUUACCCAAGCAGCUAAAGGCUCAAUUUUCAAAGAUUGCGAACUGUUACUUCAUGAUUGUUGCUAUCUUGCAAAUGAUUCCAACUUGGUCUACGACGGGGCAGUACACAACUAUUAUUCCUCUUUUAAUUUUCAUUUCUAUCUCUGUGGCUCGAGAGGGAUUUGAUGAUUGGAAGAGACAUCUACAGGAUAAAGAAGAGAAUAAUAAGAAAACGACAAUUUUACGAGAAAAUGACGAGCUAAGAAAUUUUGAUACUCACUCAAUUACUACAAUUAUGACUGAAACGAUGACGCUCGAAAAUUCAAAUAUAGACAAGAAUUUGUAUCCAGCUUCCCCGAUCUUAGAAAACGAAAACUUAUCCUACGCAAACACUGAUUUGAUGAAGAAGUAUAACUUAAAAGAAUAUCCAACGAAAUGGAAAAAUAUUAAAGUUGGUGAUAUAGUGAAGGUAAGAGAAAACGAAUAUUUUCCUGCUGAUGUUGUUUUACUAGCUACAGCCGACUCCAAACAGGAGGCUUUUGUAGAAACAAUGGCUUUAGAUGGGGAAACAAAUAUGAAAGCAAAGUUUCCUCAUGACGAAUUGGCUAAGAAAACUAGCACUAUCCCGGGAUUGAAGCAAACCAAAGCAUUGGUAGUUGUCGAAGACCCUAACACCGACUUAUACAAUUUUGAUGGAAAAUUCAUUUUCAAUGAGGACACUUAUGCUUUAGGAUCCGAUAACAUAGCAUACAGAGGCAGUAUAUUAAGAAACACGACUUCCAUUUUGGGUCUAGUUGUAUUCAGUGGUGAAGAAACAAAGAUAAGGAUGAACAAUGUGAAAAGCCCUCGAACCAAGGCACCCAAGUUACAGAAAAAUAUAAAUUAUAUUGUCAUGUUUAUGGUGUGUGUUGUUAUUCUACUUUCUGCCUUUUCUACGAUGGCACAGAGGAUACUUUACAAGAAAAAUAAAAAUAAAGCUUGGUACUUAUUAGGAGAAGAUGCAGGUGUUGCGGCUACCUUGAUGGGUUUUAUUAUUAUGUAUAAUACAUUGAUUCCGCUUUCACUCUAUGUUACCAUGGAAAUUAUCAAAGUCAUGCAAUUAUGUUUUUUACAAUUUGAUAUUGAUAUGUACGACCCCGAAACGAAUACUCCAGCAGAUGCCAAAACUGCAACAAUCUUGGAAGAGUUAGGUCAGGUUAGCUAUAUAUUCAGCGACAAAACUGGGACUUUAACAGAUAACCUAAUGAUUUUCAGAAAAUUUAGCAUAUGUGGCACAAGUUUCUUACACGAGCUAGACUUGAUGUCUCAAGAAAGUGAGGUGACCAAUAAUAGGGCAGACCAAACGUCAGAUGAAGGUUACGGGCAUAAAAAAUCUAGAACUAGUACCAGUGCAUUCGCAAGGAAGAGUCUCGAAGCCACAUCAGUUAAGUCUAGUGUAACGUGGAAUUCGCCUGCAAAUAACGUAAAGACACAAGAUUCAAUCAAUUCCUUAUCUUUAUUGAAAUACAUCCAGAUUAACCCUCAAACAAUAUUUGCAAAGAAAGCGAAAUUUUUCUUAUUGAGUAUUGCUCUUUGUAAUACUUGCCUACCAAGGAGAGACACAGUUUCUUUUGAUGAUGAAAGUGAGCAUGAAAACAAUGAUGAUAAUGUGAUUUAUCAGUCAACUUCCCCUGAUGAACUGGCACUUGUGUCAGCUGCAAGAGACUUGGGAUUUGUUGCUUUCGAAAGAAAUAAUAGCAUAUUGACAAUAAAAACGUAUCCACGCGGCUUUGAACAAGAACCCUUUUUUGAAAAAUACGAGAUCCUCGAUGUUGUGGAGUUUUCUUCAUCUAGAAAGCGAAUGUCCAUUGUAGUGAAGUUUCCAGACGGAAGAAUAUGUAUAAUUUGCAAAGGUGCUGAUAAUGUAAUUAUUGACAGAUUGAAAGAUUCAGACAUGGCAAAAAGGAAAGCGAAAGAGAUUUCAUUGAAUUCAGCGGAUCGUAAAACACAGGAGGCCGACAUCGUCUUGCAGUCUAAGGUUUCAAAUGAAUUAGAGUCUAGAAGAUCACUUAGCUCGCUCCGAAAAAGUUUAAGUUUCAGUGAUGAGGGCAGAAGGCUUGACUCUAUUGAUAGCUAUCUUAUGAAUACAGAAGAAGAUGAAAUAGCAGAUAUUGCAACCAAAGCUCGAAAAUCUCUACAUAUUCAACAAGCGAAGAAAUAUAGCAUAGAUAAUGGAGAGUGUUCUCAAAGCUCGCUGAGGAAUGUUUCAGGCAAUGACUUCUCUAAGUUACUUCCUAAUGACAAACUCCUAGUUAAUGAGGAGUUUUUGAUGGAAAAAACACUAGAACAUAUAGAAGAGUUUUCAACAGAGGGUCUCAGAACGCUCAUGUAUUCAUUUAGAUGGCUAGACAAGCAUGAGUAUGAAAAUUGGGCCCAAGCAUACAAUGAGGCCAAAACAGCAUUAAUAGAUAGAAAUUUGAAGCUUGAAAAAAUAGGAGGUGAAAUCGAGCAUGACUUACUGAUGAUUGGUGCAACAGCCAUUGAAGAUAAACUUCAAAAAGGAGUGUGUGAGGCGAUAGAUAAGUUGAGAAAGGCUGGUAUCAAAAUGUGGAUGCUUACAGGUGACAAAAGAGAAACAGCCAUCAAUAUUGGUUAUUCUUGUAGAUUAAUAAAGGAUUACUCCACUGUAAUCAUCUUAUCAAAUGAUGAAAAUUAUGAAGAACUUAUGCAAAGAAUGACAUCCGCUGGUAUGGAAAUUAAGGCAGGAAGAAUUGCCCAUUGCGUGAUCGUGGUAGAUGGUGCUACUUUAGCAGAUAUCGAAAAUGAUUCCACGUUAUUUUCGCUCUUUCUUGAAUUAUGUGUUGAGGCAGAUUCUGCUGUUUGCUGUCGUGCGUCCCCUUCGCAGAAGGCAUCGAUGGUGACUUCAGUUCGCAAGAUGAAAGAAAAAGCUGUCACGCUUGCUAUAGGAGAUGGGGCUAAUGAUAUUGCUAUGAUUCAAAGUGCUGAUAUCGGAAUUGGAAUUACAGGUAAAGAGGGUCUACAAGCAGCCAAAUCAGCUGAUUAUACAAUAGCACAAUUCAGAUUUUUACUAAAGUUGCUCUUAGUGAACGGAAGGUAUAAUUACAUUCGAACUUCGAAGUUCGUUUUGUGCACCUUCUACAAGGAAUUAUUGUUUUAUUUAACUCAGGCCAUUUAUCAAAGAAAUACCCUAUUUUCUGGGUCUUCUAUGUAUGAGAGUUGGUCACUUUCAAUGUUUAAUACUUUAUUUACUUCCUUGCCGGUUAUAUGUGUUGGAAUGUUUGAUAAAGACUUAAAACCCUCAACACUUUUAGCAGUGCCAGAAUUAUAUGCUAAAGGAAGGCUAUACAAAGCAUUCAACUUGAAAGUUUUUAUUAUUUGGAUGUUCUUGGCGGCAUUACAGAGUGUGGGAAUUUCAUUCAUGACUUAUUAUGUUUGGGGAUUUUCUGCAUUGAGAGAUAAUACAACGUUCCCUCUCGGAACUUUGGUUUUUGGGGCUUUGGUAUUUAUAAUCAAUGCAAAAUGUGAGUUAAUAGAGCUUCAUAAUAGGCAAUGGCUAGCUUUUGCGAGCUUUAUAAUUUCUGUUGGUGGCUACUGCUGCUGGAAUGUGUUGAUAAUGUUCUUGUAUAGAAGCAAAGAUAGCACGAUAUUUUAUGUUUCCUAUGGAUUAGAGAUGUGGGGAACAGACCAAAGUUGGUGGUCAAUGAUACUCGCCCUUAUUGCAAUCCCAUUACUUUUUGAUAUUCUCAUGAAAGUUUUCAAAUUUAUGUUUGCACCCAGUGAUGAUGAUUUGUUUCGACUCUACGAAAAAGAUAUUGAGAUGAGGAGAUCAUUCGAGGAAAUGGCUCAGACUGAAUUGAAUCAAGGCUGGAACUUCCCAAGGAAUUCAUCAACUACAUUUCGUUUAGUUAAAAGUCUGGUUAAUAAGUUGCUUUCUAAGCUUAAUAUGAAAGGUGUAUUUUCCGAAACAGACGAAAGUAUGAUAGAAGGGCUCCAAAUGUCAGCACAUCAAAGAAAAAGAGCAGGCACUAAUCCAAAUCCCUCAGAGCUUCCCCCGGAUGGGGAAGCUCUGGUUAUUAAGAGCAGUGAUGCUGAUAAUCUUAACAUCGAUGACUAUGACAUUUUGCCUAGCGGUAAGCGCAUCAAGAUUAAGAAGAAAGGUGCAUGGUCUACUUUUGGUAUCAACCUUAAACGUACAAAAUCCUACGAGGACGAUGAUAUUCAAGAUGAAGAUGUAGAAGCUAUAAUUGACGAAAGGCUCCGUAACUUAAAGGAGGAGGAAAGUAGGCAUCUGAAGUAA